Molecule: messenger RNA, 5325 nt
Organism: Bombus pyrosoma
Lineage: Eukaryota; Metazoa; Arthropoda; Insecta; Hymenoptera; Apidae
Gene: Mat89Ba
Product: nucleolar protein 6
Exons: 12
Coding region: 1584-5108 (1174 amino acids)
Biological process (GO): tRNA export from nucleus; rRNA processing
Cellular component (GO): CURI complex; small-subunit processome; UTP-C complex
Source: RefSeq, a predicted model, not a curated record
AUUUUUUUCAUUUAAAACAUAUGUAUUCUGACAUUUGGAAAAAUGUCAAAUUGUUCCAAUUUCCUAAAAAUUGCAUAUUGUAUAUUUUCAUAAAAAUUAUGCAGUAAAACAUAUUAAAACUUAUAAUUGAUUUAGAGCAAGAAAAUCAUUGUUCAACGAAAUAUAAUAUUUAUUUUUAUCGAAAAUUAAUAUUUAAAUGGUUUCAUUAAUAAUAAUUGUAUCUCUGCACAUUAUUAUGAUUAUGAUUGUUGUAUAUUUUAUCUAAUAAUCUAACAAGGUGCUAAUUGUAUGAGAUUUGUCUCAUUCAGUUUCAAAAUCUCACCUAUCUACUCAAUCAUAAAAUGUUAAAUAAUUCAUAGUGCAAACAAAUAUGGAGUAAAUAUAAUUGAAUUCAACAGUACAUCUUUCAUAUACGUAUCUACGUAUGUAAUGGCGUUAAAUCUUCGUGCACGAUCAACUCUUCCAAAAAUGGUGCAAAAUAACUUUUACGUUACGAAAUUAUAUGUUUACAUACAAAUUUUUAAUAACAUGUUAUUAUAGAUAUAUAUAGUGAUGCAUGUGCAUAGUAUCAUGACAUCUUGUUUUAAGACAAAUAUCUUCUUUCACGCAUGUUCUUCCUUCAAAUAAAAGUGGGCUUCCAUAGCGAAGAUCAUUGUUAUUUCACGAAACUAUUACAUUAUCUCUUAUACAAAAUUAAUGAUCAGUCUUCUGUUAUUUGAUUUUAUAAUUCAAGGAACAAGAAUAAUAUUUUGUUACUUCAUAACUGAAUAAUAAUUUCUCUUAUUAUUAACUUUUUGGCAAAUAAAAAAGAUCUGUGGUGAAACUUCUCUCUUUUCUAAUGGCAAUACAAUUUGUAUAUGUAGUGUGUCAUAUACAUAAUGUUUAGGUACAUUUCAUUAAAUCUGAAUUUUACUAAUUUCAAUUUAUAAUGACUAAUGAGUUCCAGAGUAUUUUGUCGACACAACACAUGUAUACAUAUAUAUUCGUACAAUAUAGCAAAUAUGAUAUAUUUUUCUAUAGUUAUUAAUCAACAAUGAAUAUGAGUUUGAUCUGAUUGUUAAUUAUUUUGUAUAAUUUCUAAAAUAUGUAUUAUUUGUUUUUUGUAAUGUGCGCGUUGCCCAUGAUGUAACAACAAUAAUAAUUAGUAACUUAAAAUGUAUUAUAUCUUGACAUGUUUGAUAAGUAUAUAAAAAUAAAUACCAGAAGAAUAACGUAUUAAUCUAUUCAUGAAAAGGCACCUUUAUCAUUUAUCUUUUUAUAAAGAUUAUUGUUAACAAUUGAUAUAAAUCUACAUUUCACUUAAUGGAAUGGUUAAUUAUAAAUAUAUAUCGUCGUUUGUAUCUAAUUUGGAAAUUUAAAAACGUCGAUAUUACAGUAUUGGCUAUUUAGCACGUAUGGUAAAUCAAAGAUGGUGCUAAUAGUAACAAAAGUAAAUCCACUCACGUGGACCAAAGAGGUUUGAAACUAUCAAGUGAGCGUGUGAAAUAUUUUCUUAAAUAUUUUGGAUUAAUACUUUAUAUUAUAUUAACAUUAUAUUAUACAUUAUAUUACAAUAAAAGUUAUUAAAAAAUUGGAAGAUAAACAUGAAAAUACCUUACAAGGCAAAUAUAAAUGAUUUUUUAAAUCAUUCUGGCAAUUUGGCGUUUGAAAAUGAUCACCAUUCUAAUGAUGAAAUUGAUGAAGACAAAGACUAUGAAAAUGAAGAAAGUGAAGAAAAUGAAGAAGUGGAAAAGAUAAAAGAUAUUAAUAAAGGAGGAAAUUUUCUCUUGGUAUCUGACAGAAAAAGAAGGAAGGUUACCAAUGAUUCUGCAGACAUUUUAUUAAAAAAGAAAAGAAAAUUAGACAAUGAUUUAUACAAACCACCAACUGCUGAAGAACUAAAUCAACUUAGGGAAACAGAAAAUUUAUUUCAUUCCAAUUUAUUUAGACUACAAAUAGACGAAAUGUUAAAUGCAGUUAGACUUAAGGAUAAAUAUAAAAAUUUGUUUGAUAUUUGGUUUAAAAAGUUUAAAGGGACUAUUGAAUCCAUAGAGGAAACAGAAGAAUAUGAACUUUCAGAUGAGGAAUUAGGGAAAAAAUUGAACAUGCAUAUUUCAAUGCUUAAUGUACCAAAAGUAGCAAAAGGAAUAUUUAAAUUUCUUAAGCCAACAGAUAUUUCCAUUAUAGGAUCUUAUAUAUUUGAAGCUGCAGUUGGUUCAAAUAUCACUGUAGAUGUAAUGAUUGAAAUGCCUGCCAAGAUGUUCCAAAAACAAGAUUACCUAAACUAUAGAUAUAUAAAAAAGAAAAUUAUAUAUUUAGCAUACAUAGCAUCUAAUAUUACUGAUGAUAUUGCAGAAAGCAAGAGAUUUAUCAAUGACACAUUAAAGCCAGUUUUAAAAAUUGUACCAAGUGGAAAAUUAGGUACCAAAAUUAAUGUAUUGAUACAUAUAUCAGCUCAAGAAGGAAGUUUUAGACUAAGUAGAUUUUUACCAGAAAAGAAUAAUGUUAGACCUCAAUGGUUUUUUGGAGAGACCAAAAAUAUUGCAGAGAAUUUUGUGCCAACACCACAUUAUAAUUCAAUAAUUCUUCGUGAUUUAAUUAUGAAAAUACAUGCAGAGAAUAUGAAAGUAAUAAGAGAAUAUCCAAAUAUAAGAGAUGGUAUUAUUUUAUUGAAAAUAUGGUUAACUCAACGUGAAUUAUUAAAAGGCUAUGCAGCUUUUAAUGGACAUAUCAUAACAAUGCUUAUUCUAUAUUUGUUAUCCAUAAAAAAGUUAAACACAUUUAUGAGCAGUUAUCAAAUAGUCAGAAAUGUGUGGAAUUAUUUAAUACACAUUGAUUGGUGUGAAUCUGGAAUAAGUACGAAUCAAAAUGAAGAGAGUAAAGAUAGAAUUUUGAAAUAUCAUGAGUAUUAUGAUUGUGUAUUUUUGGAUAGCACUGGUUAUUACAAUAUUACUACAGAUCUGUCUAAAGCUACAUAUAGAUGGGUACAAAAAGAAGCAGAACUUUCCUUAAAUCAUUUGGACAAUGCACAUGCAAACAGUUUCCAAUCACUUUUCAUGAGAAAAGUACCAUUUUAUAUGGCAUUUGAUCAUUUUGUAUGGUUUAAAGAUGCUAAAAUGUUAAGAAAUCUAGUAGAUGUUAAUUCAAGUGACAAAGAUAAACUAGAUUAUGGUCCCAAUUAUCGAGCCCAAGCAAUAAAAGUUCUUUGUAAUACUCUUAAAGAAGGACUGGCAAAUAGAGUACGUCAAAUUUGUGUAUUACCGAAUGAAAGUUCAGAACGGGAAUGUACAGAGAAUAAUUGUGAUGAUAUUGGGAAGAUUUUUAUUGGGUUAGAAUUAAAUCCAGAGUAUUGUUUUAAUAUUGUUGACAAGGGACCUGAAGCAAAUUUACCAGAAGCUAUUGAAUUUAGAAAUUUUUGGGGUGAAAAGUCAGAGUUACGGCGAUUUCAAGAUGGAACUACUCGAGAAACAGUAGUUUGGUCGAAAGGCAAAACAUUAUCAGGAAAAAGAUUAAUAUGUAAAAAAAUCGUAACAUUUUUACUAAGAAAAAAAUUAGGUAUACUUAAAAAUAAAUUUAUAUAUAUUGCGGGUGAAAUAGAAGAACUUUUACAAUUGCGAAAGGUAAAAAUAACGCAUUUCGCUUAUGGAACGGGAGAAGAAGCAGCACUGAGAGUAAUAAACAUAUUCAAUCAACUUGAGAAAGAUUUAAUGUCUCUUACAGACAUUCCCUUAUCAAUACAUGGGGUACAAGGAUCUAGCGCGGUUUUUCGAUAUACGGACGUUUUCCCACCACUUGCAACGGUUUAUCGACCUGAUAAUCAACUUAUUAAGAAAUCUAAAAAGGGUUUGACAUUAUCAAGAAAUAUAACUGCAGCACCUAAAUAUGUUUGUCCGCUUGAUGUGAGCUUGCAAUUGUCAACCAGUGGAAAGUGGCCAGAUGAGUUAGAAGCUCUUAGAAAUACAAAAGCCGCUUUUCACAUACAAAUUGCAGAAUGCCUCAGAAAACAAUAUAAGUUAACGGCAGAAGCAAACUUUUCACAUAUCGAUGUAUAUAAGGAUGGAUUUGUGUUUCGGUUAAGAGUGGCACAUUCAAAAGAAGUUAGUUGCUUGAAACAGCAAAUAACUGAGGAUGGAGUUAUACAAUAUAAAGAUAACGAAAAAUCAAUCGAAUUAGAAAAUCAGCUAUUUGAAUUACCAAAGCUAACUAGUGCUUUACGUGGCUUACAUAAUCAACAACCAUCCUUUGGACUUACAUGUUGUUUGGCAAAACGUUGGUUAUCCUCUCAGCUAUUAGAUAAUUCUCAUAUGCCAGAUAUAGUAGUUGAACUACUUGUAGCCUCAAUGUAUUUAAUACCUGCACCAUACAGACCUCCUCAAAUGCCUCAAAUAGCAUUCUUGAGACUCUUAGAAAGUUUUGCAAGGGGCCAUUGGAAUACAGAUCCUGUUAUAGUAAAUUUCAACAAUGAAAUGUCUAAAGACGAAAUAAUUGCCGUGGAAACGCUUUUUGGAUCAUCACGUGAUUCUUUGCCACCAUUAUUUAUCUCUACUCCUUAUGAUCAACAGAGAUCAUUAUGGACUAAAAAAGCACCAUCUACUCUAAUUUUAAACCGUAUUACAAUGCUGGCUAGACAAUGUAUAAAGUUAUAUGAACAUCAAUUUUUUACAAAAGUUCUGUUAGAUUUCAAACCCUUAUUUAGGCCACCACUUACAGAAUAUGAUUGUUUGAUUUACCUAAAACCGUGUAUGGUUCCUAGAAGGUUACAGGCAGUUGAUGUUAAUGAUUCAUGCCCAAUUGUUGAAUGGCACCCAUAUAAACAUCAUUCAGCCCAAAAGAUACCAAUUGUAGGUUUUGAUCCUGUACAACAUUACCUAGAAGAUCUUAGGAAUGGUUAUGAUGAAUUUGCCUUAUUUUUCCAUGAUACCUAUGGUGGUAACGUAAUUGGAGUUUUAUUGAGACCCUCUGUGCUAGAAAUUAAGGAUCUCAAGGUUUCAAAUAUAAGUGGCAGAAAAUGUAAUAAUAAUAAUGAACUAGCUUUAAAUAUUUCGGCAAUCAUACAAGAUUUUUAUGUUCUUGGAAAAGGUCUUGUAGAAGCGAUAGAUGUUCGAUCUAAAAAGUUUUCUUUAACUUGAUUUCUUCUAGUACAAAUUCUAGUAUAAUUACAUACUUCUAGUAUAAUAUACAUUUUAAAGUAAAGCUUUGUUUUUUAUAUUAAUUGUUUUACGAUAUAAUUGUCUAGUACCAACUUUCUUAUCUUGUAUAAAAAUAAUUAUUUUGCAUACAAAAUAAUUUAAUUAUGAAACCAUAAUUAAACAUGAAUAUAGAUAAAAACCAAUUAUAUAAAAUACA